AUGGCGGACGUGGAUCACGGCUCCGAGCCGAAUCAUCAUGCCGACUCGCCCGACCCCGAGAAGGCCCCCGUUGAUGCCUCCGCCGAAGCUCCCCCGGUUUUGCCAGACGACAAGCCAGUCUUGACCGAACAGACAGAAUGGCAGGAGGUAAUGGAAGAGGCUGUGGAGAAACAGGAAGAACAGGCUUCGCCCAAUAUCGAAGGAGAGAAUGAAAACAAGCCCGAGGUCCCGCCAAAAGACGAUGGGGAGCCAACCCGCGACGAGCACGAACAACAAAAGGCAGGUGCUCCACCUACUAUCCAGGAACCGGAGCGUACAGAAGACACUGGGCAAGAGAGUCGAAUGCGAUCCGACUCGCGAUCCACGACGGCCACCUUCACUACGCAACGGUCCGGCGCAGUUAGCUCGACUGUUUUUAUCGUGACCGCACUCGAUACCAUUGGGGCCUCGCGGGAGGCGCGGAAGAGUAAAGAGCUGGAAGAUGCGGUACAAGUGGCGCUUUCAAAUGUCAGGUCUACGGACGGGCAACCGAUUGACCCUGAGCUCAUCUUUCGCCCCCUACACCUGGCCAGCAAGACUCUCAGUGUUCCGCUUCAGGUGACCGCGUUGGACUGUAUUGGCAAAUUGAUUACAUACUCAUAUUUUGCCUUCCCAUCCGCCGAGUCAGCAAACGAAGCGACCCCCGAAAAGCCGCCGUUAAUCGAGCGUGCCAUCGAUGCGAUUUGCGAUUGUUUUGAGAACGAAGCCACCCCCAAUGAAAUCCAGCAGCAGAUCAUCAAAUCCCUGCUGGCAGCAGUGUUAAAUGACCGGGUCGUGGUGCAUGGAGCUGGCCUCCUGAAAGCCGUUCGCCAGAUCUACAAUAUCUUCAUAUACUCUAAGUCGAGCCAGAACCAGCAGAUUGCCCAGGGCUCCCUCACCCAGAUGGUGAGCACGGUGUUUGACCGCGUUCGGGUUCGGCUGGACCUCAAAGAACUUCGGACUCGUGAAGUUGAGAAACCUGGCUCUGGUCUGGAUGCAUCUGCCAGUGAUGUGGGUCAAAUGUCGGAGGCUGCCUCUGUGUCUGUCGCCGAUCAGCCAGUUACCAAGGAGCCCAACAGUGAAAAGCUCACCCUGCAAAGCUUUGAGUCCCCUAAGGAGGUUACAGCUGUCAAUGACAAUGUGCCGACCACUGUUACUCGGGCCAAGUUAUCGCGCAACACUCGCUCAAUGUCCGGCAUCCCGGAAGAGAGGGACGAUGACAGCUCAGCUGAGGAUGAGGUGGAUGAGAUUUACGUCAAGGACUCAUUCUUGGUCUUCCGGGCUCUUUGCAAGCUGAGCCACAAGGUUCUCGGCCAUGAUCAGCAGCAGGAUAUUAAAUCUCAAAACAUGCGGUCUAAAGUGCUGUCGCUGCACCUCAUUCACUAUCUCAUCAAUAACCACAUCAACACCUUCACUUCUCCGCUCGCAGCGAUCAAGAAUAGCUCGACCAGCACCGAGGCAAUGACACUUCUUCAGGCCGUGCGACCUCAUCUCUGUCUGAGUUUGAGUCGCAAUGGCUCGAGCGCAGUGCCUCAAGUAUUCAAGGUCUGCUGUGAGAUCUUUUGGCUGAUGCUCAAGGACAUGCGAGUUAUGAUGAAGAAAGAGCUGGAAGUUUUUAUGAAGGAGAUAUACCUCGCAAUUCUCGAAAAGCGAGCUGCCCCCCUCGUUCCAGAAGCACAGGCUUUGGAGUCACUCGUGGAGGUUUUACGCUCCUUGGACAACUGGGGUGCACAGCGUGACGACCAGCCUAUGCAGCCAGCGGAUCCAUCUAAGUCAAUGGACAACUCGCGCGAGUCUCUGGAUACCAAUAUCAUUGCCUCGCCGCGUUCAGAAGCCCUGGAUACGGGCCGGUCCACUCCUCUUCCUGAUGAUGAUCCCAACCAGAUGGAAAAGGUCAAACAGCGGAAAAUUGCCCUGAUGAACGCCACUCAGCAGUUCAACUUCAAGCCCAAGCGUGGUAUCAAGCUCUUCCUUCAGGAGGGAUUUAUCCGAUCGGAUGCUCCUGACGAUAUUGCUGCCUUCUUACUGCGUAAUGAUCGUCUAGACAAGGCCAUGCUUGGUGAAUACCUGGGUGAGGGUGAGCCUGAGAAUAUCGCCAUCAUGCACUCCUUUGUAGAUGCUAUGGACUUCACCAAGCGACGCUUCGUUGAAUCUCUUCGCUCAUUCCUGCAGCACUUCCGACUGCCCGGAGAAGCUCAAAAGAUCGAUCGGUUCAUGCUCAAGUUUGCAGAGCGAUACACAACUCAGAAUCCCAAUGCCUUCGCCAAUGCGGAUACCGCCUACGUCCUUGCGUAUUCAGUAAUUAUGCUGAAUACUGAUCAGCACAGUGCUAAGAUCAAGGGUCCUCGCAUGACCAAGGAAGAUUUCAUCAAGAACAACCGUGGUAUCAACGAUAGUCAGGAUCUGCCAUCCGAGUACCUUGUGUCCAUAUUCGAUGAAAUCGCAAACAACGAGAUCGUCUUGGACACGGAGCGGGAACAUGCUGCGAAUAUUGGUCUUCAACCCUCCACCUCCACCGGACUGGCUACUCGUGCCGGACAAGUGUUUGCGACCGUUGGUCGUGACAUUCAGGGUGAGAAGUACGCCCAGGCAUCCGAAGAAAUGGCCAACAAGACGGAGCAACUCUACCGCUCUCUUAUUCGGGCCCAGCGCAAGACGGCAGUUCGCGAUGCUCUCUCCCGUUUCAUUCCUGCCACCUCCGUCCGGCACGUUGGCUCGAUGUUCAAUGUUACUUGGAUGUCCUUCUUGUCAGGAUUGUCUGCUCCAAUGCGAGACACACAAAAUAUCGAGACUAUUCGACUUUGCAUGGAGGGCUUGAAGUUAUCGAUUCGCAUCAGCUGUGCAUUUGAUUUGGAGACUCCCCGGGUCGCAUUCGUUACGGCCCUUGCCAAAUUCACAAAUCUUGGAAACGUCCGGGAAAUGCAGACCAAGAACUUUGAGGCUCUGAAGUCGCUGCUUGAUGUUGCGCUCACUGAGGGUAAUCAUCUUCGCACCUCAUGGCGUGAGAUCUUGACUUGUGUCAGCCAGCUUGACCGUUUGCAGCUUUUGAGCGACGGCGUUGAUGAAGGCUCGCUGCCCGAUGUCUCACGCGCUCCCUCGACACUUGAUUCCCCUCGAAAGUCCAUGCAAAGCACCCGCCGAUCUCGCCCUCGCUCGGUGAAUGGCCCGACGGCCUUCCGUGCAGAAGUUGCCCAGGAAAGCCGGUCCGCCGAUAUGGUUCGAGGUGUGGAUCGGAUCUUCACCAAUACUGCAAACUUGUCGCAUGAGGCCAUUAUUGACUUUGUGCGGGCACUGAGCGAAGUCAGCUGGCAGGAGAUUCAGUCCUCUGGACACAGUGACUCUUCGCGGACGUAUAGUCUGCAGAAGUUGGUCGAAAUAAGUUACUACAACAUGACUCGUGUCCGUAUCGAGUGGUCGAAGAUCUGGGAGGUCCUGGGUCAGCACUUCAACCAGGUUGGCUGUCACUCCAACACUACCGUGGUGUUCUUUGCCUUGGACUCGCUCCGACAGCUGUCCAUGCGUUUCAUGGAGAUUGGUGAAUUGCCCGGCUUCAAAUUCCAAAAAGACUUCCUUAAGCCAUUCGAGCACGUCAUGGCGAACAGUACCACUGCUGCUGUCAAGGACAUGAUUCUUCGUUGUCUCAUUCAGAUGGUCCAGGCUCGCGGUGACAACAUUCGAUCUGGAUGGAAGACCAUGUUUGGUGUCUUCACGGUGGCAGCUCGGGAGCCGUAUGAGGGCAUCGUGAACAUGGCGUUCGACCAUGUCACAAAAAUCUAUAACGAGCGAUUUGGUGUCGUGAUCACCCAGGGUGCUUUUGCUGAUCUCAUUGUCUGUCUGACCGAGUUCUCCAAGAACUCCAAAUUCCAGAAGAAGUCUUUGCAGGCCAUUGAGCUCCUUAAGUCAACCGUCACUAAGAUGCUGCGCACUCCAGAAUGCCCGCUCUCCCACCGGGGCGAUUCUGCGCCCAAGCUUCCUGAAGAAGGAACAAAUCUGGCGAAGCAACUCACCCGCCAGUCAAAGGAGGAGCAAUUCUGGUAUCCGAUUCUUAUCGCUUUCCAAGAUGUGCUGAUGACUGGUGAUGAUUUGGAAGUUCGGUCUCGGGCCCUCACAUACCUCUUCGACACCCUGAUCCGCCAUGGUGGGGACUUCCCGCGAGACUUUUGGGAUGUACUUUGGCGUCAAUUGCUCUGCCCCAUCUUUGUGGUUCUGCAGUCCAAGUCCGAAAUGUCCAAGGUCCCAAAUCAUGAGGAUCUUUCGGUCUGGCUGUCGACCACCAUGAUUCAGGCUUUGCGGAACAUGAUCACCCUUUUUACCCACUACUUCGAUGCACUGGAGUACAUGCUGGGCCGCUUCCUGGAGCUGCUUACUCUCUGCAUCUGCCAGGAGAACGACACAAUCGCACGGAUCGGUAGCAACUGCUUGCAGCAGCUGAUCUUGCAGAAUGUCUCUAAGUUCCGUGAGGAGCACUGGACCCAGAUUGUCGGAGCCUUUGUGGAGCUCUUCAGCAGGACCACGGCGUACGAACUAUUCACGGCAGCCGCCUCGGUCAACAAGUUGACCGACGCCGUGUCUACCAAUGGGGAUAUCGCCCAGGCUUCUGAAGCUGCCACCGAAAUCUCAGCCGAGUUGCCUGAGGCCUUGCAGCCCAAUGGAUCGCACAGCACCACCACACUCGCGGACGGCGGUGACCCGCCAGCACAGAGUGAAGCCCGUGCGGAGCUCGAGGACUACCGUCCCCAGGCCGAUGCUCAGCAACAGCCCGCUGCAGUCACAGUGGCCCGACGUCGGUUCUUCAAUCGCAUCAUCACCAACUGCGUUCUGCAACUUUUGAUGAUCGAGACUGUCCAUGAACUUUUCUCCAAUGACAACGUUUAUGCGCAGAUUCCUAGUCACGAGCUCCUGCGCCUGAUGGGACUUUUGAAGAAGAGCUAUCAGUUUGCUAAGAAAUUCAACGAAGACAAGGACCUGCGCAUGCAGCUGUGGCGCCAGGGCUUCAUGAAGCAGCCUCCUAACCUGCUCAAGCAGGAGAGCGGCAGUGCUGCCACCUACGUGCACAUUCUCUUCCGCAUGUACCACGAUGAGCGAGAAGAGCGACAGAGCAGCCGUGCCGAAACUGAGGCAGCUCUCAUUCCCCUCUGUGCGGAUAUCAUUCGCAGCUUUGUCCGUCUCGACGAGGAGACCCAGAACCGCAACAUUGUGGCCUGGCGACCGGUCGUAGUGGAUGUUAUCGACGGAUAUAACAACUUCCCCGAGAACGGCUUCGACAAACACAUCGAGACUUUCUACCCAUUGGGGGUGGAGCUUCUCAGCCGCGACCUCAACCCGGAGAUCCGCGUUGCACUGCAGUCUCUGCUGCGUCGUAUCGGCGAAGUCCGCCUAGGUGUCUCUUCGCCCAACCCGCUGGAUGCUCCGAUCAGCCCGCGGAGUUCCGUAUCGCAAAAGGGGUCGCGCCGCGAUAGCCAGCUUUCAUCUUGA
Molecule: messenger RNA, 5493 nt
Organism: Penicillium maclennaniae
Lineage: Eukaryota; Fungi; Ascomycota; Eurotiomycetes; Eurotiales; Aspergillaceae
Product: Arf family guanine nucleotide exchange factor SEC7
Exons: 5
Coding region: 1-5493 (1830 amino acids)
Biological process (GO): regulation of ARF protein signal transduction
Molecular function (GO): guanyl-nucleotide exchange factor activity
Source: RefSeq, a predicted model, not a curated record